AUGUCACUGAGUGAGAUUCAACGUGGUCAAUUGACAGGAAGGAUUUAUUCCUCGUCAAAAGGAUUUCACUAUGUAUCAUCGAAGUCGACAAAAGAUGGCAAUUACCAAAAGCAACAGACUUUGUACCAAUGGUUUUUAUCUAUUUUAAAAGAGAUUUUCCUACCAGCUGGAUAUCCAAAGUCAGUGUCCAGUGACUAUCUUGGCUAUCAAAUUUGGGAUACAGUUCAAGCAUUUGCCUCUUCUAUCACGAAUGCAUUAGCCUUCAGUGCUAUCUUAGAAGGAAUGGGUGUAGGAGAUGAGAAAGCAUCUGUUCUUUCAGCGACAUUCGUCUGGUUAGUUAAAGAUGGAGUCGGAAUGUUAGGUCGAAUUCUCUUCGCUUGGCUUCACGGCACUGGUCUCGACAGUAAUCUAAAAAUGUGGAGAUUCUAUGCGGAUAUUCUCAAUGAUCUAGCUACAUCGAUUGACUUACUAGCUCCAUUUUUCAAACAUUUACUUUUACCAAUAGCCUGUCUCUCUAAUCUAUGCCGUUCGAUUGUGGGUGUCGCGGGUGGAUCAACACGAGCGGCAUUAGCACAACAUCAAGCUAUCGCUCAUAACAUGGGUGAUGUUUCAGCAAAAGAUGGAUCUCAAGAAACACUUGUCAAUCUUUUGGCAUUAGUUGUGAAUAUAUUUCUAUUGCAUAUGGUCAAACGUGAUCAAUUUAUUGUUUGGUUUUUAUAUUUUGCAUUGACGACAUUGCAUUUGUUUGCGAAUUAUCGUGCAAUUCGAACGUUACAAUUACGAACAUUCAAUUGGAAUCGAUUUGUAUUAAUCUGCAAGAAUUAUUUUCCGAAGAAGGAAAUGCCAACAGUUGCUUACAUCAAUCGGCAUGAACCGAUUCUGAUGGAGGUUUGUCAAUCAUUGAAAUGCUAUGUUGGAAUGCGACUAAACGAAAAUGAAGUCAAAUCGAUGAAUAUCGAUCAAUUUCUUCGAUAUCAUUUCGCUAUUUCAUUCAAUCAAUCGUCCAAUCGCUUUGAUGUCGUGCUAACUGAUACUUGUAAUGAUCAAGACCUGAUCCAAUGUUAUUUUCUCCUUCAAUAUUUGAUUCACUCCACUCGUUUCGACGAAUUCUACAUCAUUCCAUCGAAUAUCUCUUGGAUCGAUCUAGAUCGAUUACAUACAGUGACGAAGAAUCUCUAUGAAGAUUUCCUUUCGAAAGCACAAGCAAUGGGUUGGGAUAUAACACAAGCAAAAUUUCUUGUGAACAGUUAUAGGUAUACUUCAAAACAGCACUAA
Molecule: messenger RNA, 1275 nt
Organism: Adineta ricciae
Lineage: Eukaryota; Metazoa; Rotifera; Eurotatoria; Adinetida; Adinetidae
Source: the annotation of a GenBank genome assembly